CCAGCUUCGUCAGGCCUUGUUUGGCCCCAGAGGCUGCCGGUGGGCUUCACACAGCGCAGCCCCCUCUGUGCACCCCAUUAAAUGAAGCCACUCCUCGUGACCGCAGAGCCUGGGCUUGGUGUAACCAUUUGAACAUCGUGGGCAUGGUGUGGCGACCCCGAUGAUGCCUGUGGGCCACGGUGGUUUGCAGGGAGAAGCUGGGGGAAGCCAGCCCGGGGUGCUCCUCACACCAUCCUGAAGCGCGCCCUUGGGUUUUGAGGGAAGAGACAGGGAAAAAAACUCUCCCAGGGACUUGGACGAGGUCUGCGCAGCCGCCUCUGAUUUAACGAGCCGCAGGCUAUGGUUUCACACGGGGAGGGGAAAGAAGCACCCUGGGCUUGGCCCCCCCCCAGCUCCCCGCCACCGUUACCUCCCACCUCCAUGCUCGGCACCGCUGCCAAUAAGAGCCUGCAGGAGACAGAGCCACACGCUCGCCGUUCUCACAACUGCUCCGCACGCACCGGGGACGCCCGCUGCAACUCAGGCUGCUCCGCAGAAGGUUGGUUCCCUGGUGGCACGGAAAUAUGAAAGGCUCCCUGCCCUAGAAGGAUUGGAUAACAAGCUCUCACCACUCCGUGCCCAGCCAGCGAUGGCCGCUCCCACCGUGGUGACCCUGCAGCCCCAGUACGUGGUGGCCGGGCCCAACGUGUCCAGGGCCAUGUGGCAGACGGGGCUGAUGGACUGCUGCACCGACUGCGGCGUCUGCUGCUGUGGGACGUUCUGCUACCCCUGCCUGGGCUGCCAGGUGGCCGGGGACAUGAACGAGUGCUGCCUCUGCGGGACCAGCGUGGCCAUGAGGACCCUGUACCGCACCCGAUACAACAUCCCGGGCUCCAUUUGUUCCGACUACUGCAUCACCUUGUGGUGUCCCGUGUGCUCCGUGUGCCAGAUCAAAAGGGACAUCAACAAGCGGAGGGCGAUGGGCAUCUUCUGGUCAGCACCCGUUUACUCCCUGCAACACGGGGGCAUCGUGCACGUCCUUGACCCGAGCGGGAUGAAUGUGUGGCCGCAGCAGGCCGCCGGCGGCCCGUCCUCACCUCCCGUCCCUUCACUUACAGAUGCCGUGGAGCCCGUGCCGCCUGCGCCCCGCAAGAUGGUGGCUGAGGACUGCCCGUGACUGGCAGCCCUCAGCCCCUCGCAAGCAGCCCAAUAAAGAGCAAUGUGUGCCUUG
Messenger RNA from Anas platyrhynchos (mallard), 1210 nucleotides. It is a transcript of the gene PLAC8, whose product is annotated as placenta associated 8. The record is from RefSeq and is a predicted model, not a curated record. NCBI's taxonomy places the organism in Eukaryota, Metazoa, Chordata, Aves, Anseriformes, Anatidae.